This is a messenger RNA of Brugia pahangi, 2268 nucleotides long. The record is from the annotation of a GenBank genome assembly. NCBI's taxonomy places the organism in Eukaryota, Metazoa, Nematoda, Chromadorea, Rhabditida, Onchocercidae.
AUGGCAUAUUGUAUUGAUGUGAUCAGCUGUGUAAUUGCUAUUAUUGUUCUUGUUAAAUCAGUGAACAUUGAUUUUAAUCCAUUAUUUCAUGACAAUUGUGCUGAUUACAAUCAUAAGGAUUUCACAUGCACUGUCCGUUCAGUAAAAUGCGAUGAUAGAAAUAUAACAAUCAACGAAAACAACGAUAAUAUUAGCAGGGUAACCAAUACAACGAUAACAUAUGCGCAUGACAUUCGAGUGGAACCAUUUGCCCGUGUUGUUACCCGUUAUGCUCAGCAAACUUAUCAAUUAUCUGUUGAUAUCUCAUGGCAAUUACCACCAAAUAAUUUUACAUCAUUGCUAUUAGGAUUUAUAUUGGAAAUUAAGGAUGCCUCAUCAAAUCGGUCAUGCUUUUAUUUUGAUAUUCCAAAUUCUAAUUGGAACAGUAAUUUAAUUGCUAACGUGCCUCGAUUUCAUUUUGCUUCCGAAAGUUUAUUUGAAUUUGACGAAACUUAUGAUAUUAAAUUGAUAAGUUUAUCGAAGAGAAAAGAUCAUACAAGAAUUCUUCGAAAGCAUGUUCUGAUGCCUCAUCAUCCCGAUUAUUACAAUGAUACAAUAACUGAACACGAUUGUAAACGAACAUCAAAUUUGCAAGCAUCACGAUGGACUGGCGGAUUUCGACGUAUUUUAGUGCAUCCAUUAGCACGGACAAUUCAAGUUGAAUUUGUUGGCGCACCACCUCAUUACUGUUUCGAAGGUUAUGAAGUACGAUUGAAGGAUGAAAGUGGCCUAGAGUUACUUCAUAGUGCAGUGGUACCAGUUGAAUUGAUGUAUAUGGAAUACUUUGGUAAUCAAACUAUCCUUUUUGGCCAGUAUAAUUUUACCGAUUUAGAGGUUGAUCAAUAUUUCAUGCCAUCUGUUAUACCGAUCGAGCGUUCUCGUGAUGGUCGUUGUCUUUGUCCGGUAUUAAGCACUAGUCCGUUUGAUAAUCGAAUGGUAUGCUCCUGUAUUGCUGCCGAUUGGCAUAAAGUUCGAAUUCAAAGAGUGAAAAAACCAUUGAUUAUUGUACCAGGAUUGGAACAAAAUGCUACUUUAAUUUUUCGUGCUAAACAGAGUGCUUCCGGAUAUAUAUGGACAAUAAUAUUGGUAUCAAUGCUUUUGAUUAUAAGUUUGAUGAUAUUUUUUCUACUUUAUGUUUUAUACUUAUAUCACGUUCGCCGUCGAUUAGCUAGUAAAGCAAUACGACUACGAUUUGUAACAGAUCGACCACAUUCAACAACCCUGCCAAUAUCAUCCAAUAUUCAUACACCUUUAAUUCGUAUUGCACGACUUAAUAUUUUACUAAUUUAUUCGCAUGAUAGUUUAUUACAUGAUAAAUGUGUUUUAUUCUUUGCGGAAUAUUUGCGCAACGUAUUUAAUUUCGAUGUCCAUUUGGAUGUUUGGGAUAUAACUGAAAUUGAGCGCAACCUUCUGGAUUAUAUCACUGUGUCAAUUUUGAAUGCUGAUAAAGUGAUUAUUAUCAAUUCUGAGGGAGCAUAUUACCAUUAUCGAUGUAAGAUACAACACGAAUAUCGCAUUGAACGGAAAGAUCCAGAACCACUUGAUGGUUUAUUCGACAAGCAAAUUGAUCAAGCAUUACUGCAUUCAUCAGUAAUAUCAGUUCGAUUCAAAUAUACGUUACCUUUAUUCGUUGUACCACCAUUAAGCUGCUCAUUACAAUAUAUUAUUCCCGACAGUACUGCCGCAUUAAUUUCUAAUUUAAUCAAUUCUGAUACUAAAAAUGAUUUACGAAUUACUGAAUAUAAUUCAGUAUACGCAAAAUUAAUAGACGUUGUUACGGAAACGUCAAAAAUAUUGGAAAAUGAUUCAAACUGGUUCAUUAACACUCAUUGGCGUGUAGCACGAUCAGUAGCUAUUGAUAAACAAAAUCAAAUUUCAAUCUCACAUAGCACGGAUAAACUUAUUGAGGAAUCCGAGAAUAAUGAUGAGAGAAAGCUAUCAAUAUUGACCCAGUCAAAAAUAUUCUCUGAAUUACCGGAUGACGGUAACGGGAGUGUAGCAGUCGCUUCCUCUGAAAUACUUCCGGAAUCAGAAAACUUAGCAGAUGUUAUACAAAUUCAAAUUACUGCAACCGACAAUAAUGUCAAUGAAGCGCAUAACAUAACAGAUCAAUUUGAUCAGUCAAAUAAUUUUCCGAUCACUGAUGGUAGUAAUUUGUCUAAGAAAGAAAUUAGCAGUGAUGGACAUGAUUCCGGUUUCAUUUCUGGAAAAGACAUUACAAAUACCUAA